UGAAUUUGAAAGAUGCAAAUAACUUUGAACCCCCCUGUGUUUCCAUCUUUUUCUUUCCAUAAAGUCACAUAGAUUGCUUCGUACGUUCCAUAAGUGAAAUUUAACACGCUUACAGUUCAGCCGGUUCAAGAGGGUCCUUGUAGCUCGAUUUCAUCUAUAUGAGUUAACCGCUGCCAAGAGCACGUGACUCGCCUCCGAUGCGCCGCGAGAGGAACUUGGGCUCUACCGCAGACGCAUAUCUCUCCACCGGAGUCUCCAGGAGGGGAGGCGGAGGACGUAACUUCAACCGAAUCAUUUGUUGCUGUCCGGCAUCGAACCCAGCCCGGAGCCGCUUUGCUCCCUUUUCUUUGCAUGUCGGUGUUUGCAAUAGUUUGUAUUUUUUUCCCCCUUCUUUUUUGUACAGGCUUGGGGUAAAUUGAGCAGAAGCGAACGAGUGAACAGGGAGAAAAAGGCUUUCGGUUUUUCCCCCCUCGGUUACACACUGAAUACACUCUUGAAAGGCUGAUCUCGCCGCGCAGUGAACGGACCGCUGUGACGCGUUACCGGAGAGUGUACCGUACCGGCUGUGUUCUGCCCGACUAAAGGCAUGCCCCGGGCGCUUGCGACGGAUUGUUGCGCCUGCAUCGUCGCCCGAAACUAGCUGAGCACUGAACUUGUUGCUGUAAGUAUCUCUGGUGACUACGGGGAUAAAAUUUAGGAUACUUUUUAUACCCUGUCCGUUUAGCGCCAGGGAUACGACGGCGAGUGCUCGAGGACUGCAAUCCAUGUCCAGUACUUUAGGCAUUUCUGCUUUUGAGCACAAGCAUAUUUACGCGGAUGUAAGCGGAAUAUCCUAGAACAUCCGGAAAAGUGGCAAAUUCGUUUGAUAUUUCCGGCGCCGCUCGUGGCUGAGCAGAGAAAGCCUUUGUUUUACGCGCGCAUGCAAAUCUCUCUUUUUUUUUCUUAUUUCUCUUUCCUCAGUUUUUCGAAUUUAAUGCAGUCUGCCGGUCCAAAACACAUUUGGCUGGGUACCGCUAUUACUUACGGAAUUUGCUAGACGGGGCACCGCGUUGUGUGAACUUUGAGACUAGCGGGUUUUUUUUUUUUUUUGCGCGUGUGUGCUUUGUCCUCAGAUGUCCAUCCGCUGCGUCGUGGAUCUGUGAGUGCGUGCGGAAGCAUCGAUUGCGCGUCAUUUGGAACAGCUUAGCGCGCGCGGGGUCACCAUGGCGGCCGGCGUCGCAGCAUGGCUCCCCUUCGCCCGGGCCGCAGCCAUAGGAUGGAUGCCCGUGGCCAGCGCCCCGAUGCCCGCCCCGCCGCGGGACAAGCGGCGGACGCAGGACGGCCUGAUCAUUCUGAACGUGAGCGGUACGAAGUUCCAGACGUGGAGGAACACGCUGGAGAGGUACCCGGACACGCUGCUGGGCAGCACAGAGCGCGACUUCUUUUACCACGAGGAGACCAACGAGUACUUUUUCGACCGCGACCCCGACAUCUUCCGGCACAUCCUCAACUUCUAUCGCACGGGCAAGCUGCACUACCCGCGCCACGAGUGCAUCUCGGCGUACGACGAGGAGCUGGCCUUCUUCGGCAUCAUCCCGGAGAUCAUCGGCGACUGCUGCUACGAAGAGUACAAGGACCGGCGGCGGGAGAAUGCCGAGCGCAUCCAGGACGACGAGGACAACGACAACAGCAACGAUCUGGUGCUGCCCGAAAUGUCCUUCCGUGAAUCCAUGUGGCGCGCCUUCGAGAACCCGCACACCAGCACUAUGGCACUGGUGUUCUACUAUGUCACGGGCUUCUUCAUCGCCGUGUCCGUCAUGGCCAACGUGGUGGAGACGGUGCCGUGCGGCUCCUCCUUCAACCGGCUGAAGGACGUCUCGUGCGGGGAGCGCUACGCCCUUGCCUUCUUCUGCCUGGACACGGCGUGUGUCAUGAUCUUCACCGUGGAGUACUUGCUGCGCCUCAUCGCUGCACCCAGCCGAUACAAGUUCGUGAAGAGCGUGAUGAGCAUCAUCGACGUGGUGGCCAUCCUGCCCUACUACAUCGGCCUGGUCAUGACGGACAACGAGGAUGUGAGCGGCGCCUUCGUCACGCUGCGCGUCUUCCGCGUCUUUCGGAUUUUCAAGUUCUCGCGCCACUCGGCUGGCCUGCGCAUCCUGGGCUACACGCUGAAGAGCUGCGCCUCGGAGCUGGGCUUCCUCCUCUUCUCCCUCACCAUGGCCAUCAUCAUCUUCGCCACCGUCAUGUUCUAUGCCGAGAAGGGCUCCAACUCCAGCAAGUUCACCAGUAUUCCCGCCGCCUUCUGGUACACCAUCGUCACCAUGACGACCCUGGGGUAUGGAGACAUGGUGCCCAAGACCAUCAUGGGAAAGAUCUUCGGCUCCAUCUGCUCUCUCAGUGGUGUGCUGGUCAUUGCCCUGCCGGUGCCUGUCAUCGUGUCUAACUUCAGCCGCAUCUACCACCAGAGCCAGCGGGCCGAGAAGCGCCGUGCUCAAAAGGCGUCGAAGGAGGCAGGCAAGGCGCUGGUCUGUAAAGUGAACCCCACCUUUGAGACCCAACAUCAUCAUCUCCUGCACUGCCUGGAAAAGACCACGAAUCAUGAGUUUGUGGAUGAGCAGACCUAUGAGGCAAGUUGUAUGGAGGUGGUGAAGCCCUCCACCUCCCGCUCCUCCUCCAUCUCCUCCUCUCCUCACGGCCUGACCUCCUGCUGCUCCCGUCGCAACAAACGCAAGAGUUUCAACGUGCCCAACUCCAACACCUCCACCGGCCGGCGGGACAGUGAGCAGGAGCUCAGCACCAUCCAGAUCAGAGAGAGGCCGCUCAGCAACAGUCGCUCGAGUCUGAAUGCCAAGUUCGAGGAGACAGUGCCGCUCAACUCGGAGCAGCAGCCCUACAUCACUGCCGCCGUCAUAAGCAUGCCGACUCCGCCCGUGACCACGCCCGAGGGCGGGGACUCGUCCAGCUCGCCCGACUUCCUGCAGAGCAGCAUCGUGCGGGUGUCGGCGCUAUAGACUCGCCGCCGCUGGGAGCCGCUGGCGUCGUGUUGUUGUUUCCCCGUCCACCCCACACCUUUUUAUUCGGCGAGUGGACGCUGGCAAUGGAAAGGAUUGGAGGGAGCCCCCUGCUGUGGUGGGAGAGGUACUGCAGAGGGAGAGGCCAACGCUAGUCCCUUUAUUUCAGCUCCUGCACAGAGCCCUUCUCUGACGCCAGCUCCACCUUUGGGCCCACACGUUCUGCCUCUGGGCCCAGGAAGCUUUUCCCCGCGGGACGGCAUGACCAAUACGAUGCUUGUCACAGGGGCUACUAUGAUUUGUUUUGUUUUGUUUUGAAUAUGUUUUGUUUGGAAUCUGUGUGUCUUUACGUUAAGUGGAGAGUGCGGGGUGAGCUUGAAAACAUGACAGCAGUCGAAUACAUAUUUGGGUGUUUUUUUAGACUCCUAGUCGAGUGUUGGGUAUGUCUGGGGCUUUUUCAGUCUUUUGGGGGGUCCUAUUUACCGCGGUGUUUCCCAGGCUUUUAGAGAGAUCUCCUCUAGCAGGGGCGGAACUACUUUUGAUACCACAAGUAAAGCUAAGGAGUCCAAGAUUGAAUGUGCGCUACUCUGUGUGUGUGCGCGUGUGUGUGUGUGUGUGUGUGUGUGUGUGUGUGUGUGUCUAUGCGCACGCACCUAUGUGGAUGCGUAUGUGUGUGUUUAAGAUUAACUUUUUGCAUGUCCUGCAUUUGUGAGUCUCUUUCGAUUGUGUGUCUCUUUCGAUUUUGGCAUGAGCAAUAAGGGUGUGUUCUUUUUAGCAGUGUGUGUCUGUAUGUGUGCUGUAUUUUAUUUCUAAACACAGCGCCUGCUUAAACUUUACCAGUCUGCAGUGAUCUCUUUCCUCCAUCCAUACAGCUCGUACACAACUCGAGGUGUAGUUAUUAAACACUCCUUAAGAGUAGAUAUUGAGGAAAAAAAUGCAUUAAGUGAAACCUCUCUCUCUUUUUCUCACUCUCACUCUCUCUGUCUCACUCUCUCUUCCCUUUAUCUCUCAGUUUAGUCAUCUUUGGAGACUUGGCUGAACAGGGUGGAAUGGACCACUGCUAUAUAUAUUCUGAUAUAUUUUAAACAGCAGGCAUAUACAAGUGUGGCUAAAAAUGGGAAUCAUUGGACAAUAGAACCAUUUCUUGAAACAUUUUUACCACACUUGAAGUUCCCUUAAAGGAAAAUUCUCAGCCAUUCCAUUUCUACUGUUGACGUUUCCAAUAAACUGUGAAGCUCUUGUUUCUUCCUUCACUGUCAGUGUUAAAUUCCCAAGACUGUGUGACAUUCUCUUUACCAUGGUCCGGCCCGGCCCAGGUCACUGUAGCUGAAAGUGCUGUUCCCUUCUCUGCUUGUUUUUAGACUGUCUUUGACUGUGUCCAGCUCAUGCAUUCUGAGCAGUGAGAUCCACUUCCAUCUGAAUCCAGAUCUGAUGAAGGAGUUACACAGGAGCAGAGUGAAAGAUGUAUGCUGUGACCUCAUCGGACCAUUAAUAGGAUCAGCAUAUCAUAGAGUUAUCACACACCGAAUGUUAUUUUAUCAGCGCUAUCCUACCACUCUUACUCAGCGCCAGAUAUCAAAGGAGACCUAUUUGUCAAGUCCCCUCUGAGUCAGAGGGGUGAAUUAGUCAUAUCUCCCCUCCACCCUUGGCCUCUCGGACUUGAAUUAGCAAGAAAUUUGCAUUUAGUAUCAAAGAAUAUUUUUUUCAUGUAAUUUUCACUGAUGUCAGAGUGAUUUCUUAUACAGAGGAGUCAUGAAUACCAAUGUCAGCCUGAUCAAUACUCACACACGUGCGCGCACACACACACACACACACACACACACACACACACACACACACACACACUCCUAUCACUAGCCACCUAGCUACUGUUCCGAACCAUUAUUGCUUGACCAUGUGACUUAUGCAACAAUGUUCUUUUUGUAAAGACACGCUUUGUAUUACAAGGGAUAUUGAGGGGGGAUAGAAUCAUACAAAAACAUAUUUUUAAAAAUCAAAUGGUGUCGAUUAUAUAUUAUAAAUGUUAUUUCAGUUGUACAAAAGAAAAGAAAAAAAACUACAAGAGACUUGCUAGUGCACUUGUGUUGUAAAUUUGUUCUUUGGUGUAGUAAAUAUUUAUGAGUUUCUUGUUUUAUUGCCGCCAUCCUGGAUGGACAAUCCUGCGUUCCACGCUGGCGAUGCAGCACUCCAGAAUGAUGCACAUUUCUGUCCUUCAUUCUCUUGUUUUUUGUUUGUUUGUUUGUUCUUUUCCAUUUUAAACAGGAUGACAAAUGAGUGCAUGUGGUCACGGAGAUGACUCUUGUGUUCAUUUCGGACUUCAGGAAGGAUUUUAAUGGCGAGUGGAAACUCACUUCCUGUUUGUGAGAAAUUACCAGGAUGACCGCACUGACUACAUUUGGUUUUGUUCCAGCUUGUGUUGUAGACAAUACGAUAUCAAAAGCUAUGAAAAAAAACACAGUUCAGUUGUUUAGUCCGGUGCAGUGUCUAUGAAUAAAUAGAAAUAAAUCAUUGUUCCAGUAAAAUACAGAAAAAGCUGUCCUGUUGUCCUUUGGUAGACAAUACAUGGAGAAUGUAUCUAUGUUCAACAAGUUGCAUCCUCCAUGUUAGAGAGAUUACCAUAUGCAAGGCAUCAUAUUGUAUAUAUUCAUAUAAUCAUAGUAAAUGAACGUCAGUGGCUUUUGCAAAUGGGUUUUUGUAAGAAAAUCUUGCAGUUGAUCAAAAUGCACAAGUUGAAAUGUUUAAAAUGUCCCUAACAGGUCAGCAUGAGCGCUGGGAUGCACAGCCUUCAGAGGUGAUGCCUUAACUGUUUAGUGCUAGUUCAUCGGCAACGCUCACCCUCCUUUACAGAAGCUGGGCAGAGGACCUGUCCCACCUUGAUGAUGUCACGCGUCUCUGCAGAAUAGCGUGUAGAGACGUCCCAGCGUGCGCCUCCCUCAGCACUGGAGUGUUCAGCGUAAUGGAGACUCUAAUCAAAACUCCUGCCUUCCACGCGUCCUCCCCCAUCUCCACCGUGCACGGGGGCGGGAGCGUUUGGCGGAGCCGCACAGGACGCACUCUGCUGCGGGAUCAUGGGGAAAUCCAGCCGGGCGGGCAUCUUGAGACCAGAUUAACAUAUUUCCCAUCAGACAGUAGGUAAUUGAGAUGUCUGAAGGUGGUUUUGAAAAGACAUUACAUCAAGGAGAGGGGUGGCACAAUGAGGAAAUUGAGGCAGGAUUCCUACAGGCUGCAGCUGUCUGUUUGAGUCCAUGCUAUUUUGACUAAGGUGAAAGGGUAAUGGUUUUAUUUCCUGCAGCGGUUUUUUUUUACCGCAUGCUGACGCACUGCAGGAAGUGGUGGGAGAGGAGCGAAUGGGAAGCGUGUGAGCUACACCAGCGCGUCUUCCCGUGGGGGUCUGUGCUACUGUUCACGUUCUCAUACAAGGACAUCCUGACAUACACACACACACACACAUUUUCAAAUACCUUCACACCUUCACACAGGGAAAGUAGGCAUGACACUUUAGAAAAGCAACACCUUGAUAUAUCUAUUUCUACCUCACUCACACACACACACUGACCACGAACAGCAUUAUAGUCGGCCGAAUGCUGGCUGACGGUAACAAAAGAGAACAGUGUGUCUUUUGUAAGCUUGUUUGAGUGCUGCGCUAAAUGCCUCUCUUUGCCAUAAAUCAAAUCCUUCACAUUGCCAAGCCGUGCAUGCAGAAAGAAAAGAGAGAGAGAGAGAGAGAGAGAGAGAGAGAGAGAGAGAGAGAGAGAGAAAGUGUGCUGGAAGGACUUUGGCGCCCAACUCUCCUCAGGGUUGCCGUCACUUCCAAACUCCUAUUUAUUUUACACACACGCACAAGCAUGCACGCACGCGCACACGCACACAGAUGCUUUAGUCAUUGUUUUAUUUCGGGAGUGGCGUCCCCAAAAGAGGGACCCAAAGAGUCCUCCACUGCUCCCGUCCAAUAGCAUGGAAGCAUGACACUUUCGGAAUCCAACAUAUAUAAACAGAGUCCUCUGCAGAAAUUCAUCGCCCUUGCUAGACUAUUAAACCAGGCUUUACAACAUGUUUGGAAAGUUUGGAAUCUAGGGAUGUUGCCUGUUGCUCGUCAAGCUACUGCUGUUCAUGAGGAGUGAGUGGGCUAACAGCCUGACGCCUGACACUGGUUGCCAUACCCAUAUGUGGUGGUACGAACUGACAAUACACUAAAAGGCUCAACCCAAGAAAUGUUAAUAUUAAGCGAGACUCAGCUCGUCAGAUAAAACACACCCAUGGCUGCGAGGCAGGAACAACAGAAAACACUGAGGCAUGCUGGGAAUUCCGCAGACAUUUUCUUACGUCUGUCUGUUUUCUAAAUUUCCUUCUGGAACUCCUCUAGGGGUUCGGCCAUUAGCAGCACACUGCAGGCUACAUUUCUAGAGCAGUUUCAACAAACACACAUUAAGCGAUACAACUUCUGAUUGUCGAAUGCGCUGUAAUCCACACACAAGUUUACAUCAUAUGUACUUCUUUUAAAUCUCCAGUCCUAAGCAUGUAUUACUGCUUUAAAUAAGAAGCCUUUUAUAGCCAACCCCUGUACCCCGUAGAGCGAAAAAGCAUACUAUAAUUAUAUAUCAGUGCUAGUGAAUUAAGAAAAAAAAAAAAAAA
This is a messenger RNA of Electrophorus electricus (electric eel), 7622 nucleotides long. It is a transcript of the gene kcnd2, whose product is annotated as potassium voltage-gated channel, Shal-related subfamily, member 2. The record is from RefSeq and is a predicted model, not a curated record. Gene Ontology annotation, cellular component: postsynaptic membrane; voltage-gated potassium channel complex; neuronal cell body. Gene Ontology annotation, biological process: protein homooligomerization; potassium ion transmembrane transport; action potential. Gene Ontology annotation, molecular function: protein binding; A-type (transient outward) potassium channel activity. NCBI's taxonomy places the organism in Eukaryota, Metazoa, Chordata, Actinopteri, Gymnotiformes, Gymnotidae.